This is a messenger RNA of Fukomys damarensis (Damara mole-rat), 992 nucleotides long. Its product is annotated as glutathione S-transferase Mu 1. NCBI's taxonomy places the organism in Eukaryota, Metazoa, Chordata, Mammalia, Rodentia, Bathyergidae. The coding region runs from base 41 to 697 and encodes 218 amino acids. The transcript is spliced from 8 exons. The record is from RefSeq and is a predicted model, not a curated record. Gene Ontology annotation, molecular function: glutathione transferase activity. Gene Ontology annotation, biological process: glutathione metabolic process.
GCUGCUGAGGGCAGUUGGCUCAGUCCACAGCGCGAGCACCAUGCCCGCGACUCUGGGUUACUGGGACAUCCGCGGGCUGGCUCACGCCAUCCGCCUGCUGCUGGAAUACACAGACACCAGCUACGAGGAGAAGAGAUACACGAUGGGGGACGCUCCCGACUAUGACAGAAGCCAGUGGCUGAAUGAGAAGUUCAAGCUGGGCCUGGACUUUCCCAAUCUGCCCUACUUAAUCGAUGGGACUCACAAGCUCACCCAGAGCAAUGCCAUCCUGCGCUACAUUGCCCGCAAGCACAAUAUGUGUGGGGAGACAGAAGAGGAGAAGAUUCGAGUAGACAUUUUGGAGAACCAGGCUAUGGACAUCUCUAAUCAACUGGCCACAAUCUGCUAUAGCUCAGACUUUGAGAAACUGAGGCCAGAGUACUUGGAACAACUCCCUGGAAAGAUGAAGCUCUUCUCUGAGUUCCUGGGGAAGCAGCAAUGGUUCGUUGGUGACAAGAUCACCUUUGUGGAUUUCCUUGCUUAUGAUAUACUUGACCUGCACUGUGUAUUUGACCCCAAGUGCCUGGAGGCCUUCCCAAACCUGAAGGACUUCAUUGCUCGCUUUGAGGGCUUGAAGAAGAUCUCUGCCUACAUGAAGUCCAGCCGCUUCCUCCCAACACCUUUAUAUACAAAGGUGGCCAUAUGGGGCAACAAGUAGGGAGUUGAAAGGGCAGGAGAUGGGAGUGAGGAGCUCAUUCUCUUCCUGCUACCAAGGCCCAGCCUGACCAUCUUGCCUGUUGGUGGCUGUGUCUGCUUUGAGGAGCUGGGUCAUAAUCCUUUCCUUGGAGCUUGGGCAUACCCCAGUCUAGAAGACUAGUAUUGCCUUGUGGGCAGCCCUGUGCCCCAGUGAGAUCCUGGGCUUGAAUGACCAGAACUGCCUGGUGUGCAGAGCCUGUUCUCCAAUGCAGCAGCUGCCCCGGUCCUGCCUGAUCCCCAGUAAAGUCUGAACCACA